Molecule: messenger RNA, 5364 nt
Organism: Anguilla anguilla (European eel)
Lineage: Eukaryota; Metazoa; Chordata; Actinopteri; Anguilliformes; Anguillidae
Gene: cdc14ab
Product: cell division cycle 14Ab
Exons: 16
Coding region: 851-2749 (632 amino acids)
Biological process (GO): positive regulation of cytokinesis; protein dephosphorylation; microtubule cytoskeleton organization
Cellular component (GO): mitotic spindle; spindle pole; centrosome
Molecular function (GO): protein serine/threonine phosphatase activity; protein tyrosine/serine/threonine phosphatase activity
Source: RefSeq, a predicted model, not a curated record
UUGUAUCAACUUUUAUCAGUGCUACAUAGCUAAUAGGAAACCAAACCAUUAGGAAACUUAUUUCUUUUCUGCUUAGUUUUAGCUUUAUUUUUUAUACUUUCUAAUGUUGUAUGCUGUUCCUUACAAUGUUAUCAAAGGAGACAAACAGCAUUGGCUGCAGUAAUGUUUCUACAGCAUUGUGUAUGGCUGUGUACUUCAGCAAAACAAACACUUGGGAGAGAUCCCCUCGUUUGUUAUAGCUCUUAGUGAAUACGUAAAUCUGCUCUUGACAGGAAACCCCAUGGAUUUGCAGGGUUAGGUUGUAUCCUUGCUUUUCCAUGAUGUCACUAUCUCAGAGUAUCAGAUAAUCUCAGAGGGAGAAGCCCACUGUACUUCUCAGUGAAAAUGUAGUAUACAAGAGACUAUAUCCACAGCAACAAAGAGAGAUGUAAAAUGACACAACUGGUAACAAGUGGGUGAAAACUGUGUCGUUUCUCCGAUUGAGAUCCAUUUCCAUAAAAAGGAAACAACCUUGGCGGGCUGAUAAAUCGGAGUGGUAACUCAAGGAAGCCUGAAAUUCGCACCUGAUCUGGGGAGUAACCGAACACCCCUAGGAGGACCAGUGCUUUUUCAGUAACCUGAGUCCGUCACCUGAGCCAAUCUUCCCCUGCUCUGUGUUCCCCUGUCAGGAGACGCCUCUGAAUCCCUUCCAAAGGUACGUCCAGUCCUCGGCUCGGCAGGUGCUUUCGCUCUGUUUUGCGCAGUGUACCCAGCACGGCUGGAAGUGGAACCUUUCAGCCUUCAAACGGAGCACCCCUCUGAAGUCCUGGGUCUUCCAAACCGCCCCUCCCUGCUGCACCCCCAUGAAGGCAUGUCAGACAUCCCACCCUGGAAGGACCAGGAGCACAGUGAAUGGAGCUAUCCACCCACAAACAUCCAGAGAGUCUGGAUCUCCCUCAUAGCAGACCGACUGUAUUUUGCAACCUUAAGAAGCAAACCAAAAAGCACUGCAAACACGCACUAUUUCUGCACGGAUGACGAAUUUGUGUAUGAGAAUUUUUACGCCGAUUUCGGCCCCCUAAACCUGGCGAUGCUGUACAGAUACUGCUGUAAACUCAACAAAAAGCUGAAGUCCUUUACACUGACCCGAAAGAGGAUUGUUCACUACACCAGCUUCGAUCAGCGGAAGAGGGCUAACGCCGCUGUUUUAAUUGGUGCCUAUGCUGUCAUCUACUUAAAGAAGAGCCCAGAGGAGGCCUACCGAGCGCUCAUCUCCGGCUCCAACGCGUCCUACCUGCCCUUCCGGGAUGCCUCGUUUGGAAACUGCACGUACAACCUGACCAUUCUUGAUUGUUUGCAAGGCAUCCGGAAGGCCCUGCAGCACGGGUUCUUCGACUUCGAGACCUUCGACGUGGACGAGUAUGAGCAUUACGAGCGCGUGGAAAACGGGGACUUCAACUGGAUAGUUCCAGGAAAACUCCUGGCUUUCAGCGGACCACACCCGAAAAGUAAAAUAGAAAAUGGCUACCCCCUCCAUGCUCCGGAGGCCUACUUCCCUUACUUUCGCAAGCACAACGUGAUGACCGUGGUGCGCCUCAACAAGAAGAUCUACGACGCCAAGCGCUUCACGGACGCCGGGUUCGACCACUACGACCUGUUCUUCGUGGACGGCAGCACGCCCAGCGACAUCAUCACCCGCCGCUUCCUGCACAUAUGCGAGAGCACCGACGCCGCCGUCGCCGUCCACUGCAAGGCGGGGCUGGGGCGCACCGGCUCGCUGAUUGGCUGCUACCUGAUGAAGCACUACCGCUUCACCGCUGCCGAGGCCAUCGCCUGGAUACGCGUCUGCAGGCCCGGCUCCAUCAUCGGCCCCCAGCAGCACUUCCUGGAAGAGAAGCAGGCCUCUCUCUGGAUGCAGGGGGACGUGCAGCGCUCCAAGCACAAGCAGCGGCUGGCCGAAGACCGGGGCGUGUCCCGCGUCAUCUCCGGCAUGGACGACCUGACCAUCAGCGCCUCCAUAUACAAGUCCCAGAGCAUGGACCGCAUGGAGGAGAAUGACUACGGGGAGAACGGGAUGUGCAUGACUCAGGGAGACAAACUGCGCGCCUUAAAGGGGCGGAGGCAGCCCCGCUCCGCCACCACUGGAGCUCUGAGGCUGGAGGACAUGAAGAUGCACACCAGGUCUCCAUCGCAGCCUUUCAGGAUGAACCCGGCGGUGCCUGGCCCCGGCUCCAUCUCCCCCCUCAAGUCCUCCAAAGUGCCCCCCUCCGCGUCCGCCACCGCCAAGAGGAUCGCCCGCCCGCCCUCCUCCGCCUCCAACCUCAAGAGCUUCUCCAUAAACUCCAGGUUAGCCAGCUCUUUAGGCAACCUGUACGCCGCGGACGAGGACGCGCAGGGGAAAGGCAAGCCGCCCGCUCCCUCCUUCCCAUCAUCCUCUCCUCCCAACGCCCCGCCCCCGAUGCGGACGGGCUUCGGCCUCGGCUACGCCAACGGCGGCCCGCUGCCGCCGCCCGCCCGAAAUUACCACUAUGAGGUCAACAACAAUCAGUAUAGCCCUCCCUCCUCCGCCGCCGCCGCCGUCGUCGCCGCGGCGACCCCCGCCAACCCCGGCGGCCCCAGCAAAGGCGCGGCCUUCAGCCACCCGGGGAGGGCGGGGGCCGAUGAGUUCGCCCACUACCGGCCCCCGGGGUACCCUGGGCUGGCCGCGCCCUCCACGCGCUACCUCAGCCGCUCCAUUCCCUCCCUUCAGUCUGAGUAUGUUCAGUACUAAAGGGGCGUUGCUGCAGUGAAGGCGAGCCGGCCCCCAGGCGAUCCGCUGACCACGCCCGUCCUGUACGAGUCCACCGGACCUUGACCCCCCCCCCCCCCCCGCAACCUCCAUGCCCGCCCCUCCCGGGAUCCCACCCCACUGCACGCUGCUUCUCACUUCGAAAGGAAAGGGAAACGAGUAAACAGGGAGUUGCCGGAUGCACAUUCCCAUCUCUCCACGGCCGGAGGGGUCGCCGUCGGCAACCCUCGUCCACGGCCGAUGUCUGUGUCUCUGGUGGAAUCCGAUUGGACGGGGCAAACGGCAGCUCCAGACCUCCGAGGGCUAUCGGAAAAGGACCGCGCUUUUGUCCGCCUCAAGUCCUGAUGGGUAAAUGACUGAUUGGAUUCGCUCUUGGGGAUAGUCACAUGACUGUUUUACUUCUCAGCGUUUACAGCGCUGGUGAUUUGAAAGGCCUGCUCUCGCAUUGCCCAGCAUGCUUUGUGUGCUGUGGCCUAUACUGUACGUGAACGCUCCUUCCUCUUAAAGUGCUGAGCUGUAACCCUCCCGCGCACUCCUGCUGUUAACACAGCUCGGCUGUCCCGCUUUUGUAUAUUUCUUACCUUCUUUCUAAUGUAAGCACACACACUUGAGUACUGAAAAAGAGGAUAUUUUUAGACAUGGAUUUUAUACUGUCUACAUAACAUAUUUUAAGCUUGGAUAACAAAUAUAUAUAUAUAUACAUGUGUUUUAUAUAUGAAUUGUAUUUCAGGGUUUGAAAAGACCUUUUUUAAUGUCUUUGUUUUUUUGAAGUGUGCUCUGAUUGGUGUAUAAAGACGUGUAGGCUACAGGGGGUGGGGACUGGACGCUCCGGACCCCCGUUUCUUAUCAGCCGUGUGUUUUGAGAGCCCGUGCUCUGGCGGCGAAGUGAAAAUGGGAUUUUUGAAGGUGUUUGGGCCCGCGCUAUGUUCUGCCAGAGGGAGUGUGAGCACUGCCUGGACAGGCCUUCCCAGGUCAGAGCCUGCAUGGGGGGGAGAGAGGAGGAGGAGCGUCCUCUUCCUCACUGUCAGAAGCCCAUAGGUACCCUAUAGCAUGCCUACCAUUUCACCACCAUUUUUUCCCCCCUGUGCGGUCCCGUCCAGCAGAGAUUAGCUGUCUCUUGCUGUGCCUCAAACGCACGCCCUGUCUCUCCCAGGACAGCGCCGGCGAUGAACUCGGUACAUUCUGAGUUCCGUGCUCCGAGCUGCCCUACUGCGCGCGCUUGCGUACGCACCGCCGGGCCCCAUACGGGGCUUGUGCGGUCUGACACACGGUUUCAUACCUCCAGUCUGGAAAAGGAAUCUCAGCGCGUCGACGAACGGACACGUACGUCACACCCCGGAACAGAUGGGACCAAUGAGAACGCACACCUAAAUUCCUGUGUGUUCUCGUGGGCUCGCGCCUGAUGAAACAGUUAGCAGCAAUAAGGGGGGGUGGGGUGGGGUGGGGGGGGGGGUGACCAUGCGCGCAGAUGAGAAUGAGCGCUUUGUCUGUAGGCUUCACAGAAAUGGGUAGUGAUGCCUGGCGCGGUUUCGGUGAUGAUGCACUAGCUUCCUCCGAACCUGCACUUCCCCUCUCUUUCUUUGGAACUAGCGCUGAGCCCAAAUCACUCGAAUCCUCACACAGACAAGACGCCACAGAAUGUAAUAACAAUCUGUGAAAGGACUGCGUGGCUUUCUGCUGGUUUUCAAGCACAGAUUUUUAUGGUCUUACUCUGCGACAUGCUUUGAACUUAUUGCCUUGAUUAUGACGGCGCAUUUUUUGGCACGCGCGACCAAUUAUGAGUGAGGCGUGGUCUUUCCUCCCCCCCAUCUUUAUGAUUGAAUUACGGCAAACGACAAAUGUCAAAACCAAUUUCAGUUCAAACUUGUUUGUCAAGAGUCCUUUGAGAAUGUAAAAAUAAAAAGGACGGUGGUUGGUAGGGUGCUUUCUGGUGGCAGAAGUUAAAAUGUUAACUCUCGUGAGGGAAUGUUUACAGUAGAAUUACAAUGAAACUGUUUUGUGUAAUACCCCCCCAAAAUUUUUUUGAAGGUUAUUUCAGUUACGUAACAUUGUCACACCCGUUACGCAGUCUUAAUAGCAACUGUGAGCACCCCCCAUUAACAAAUGGGAACUGUAAUGGGCUUUAUCUUAAAUCUUAUUUUAAGAACUUUUAACUAAAACAUUAUGUACCUGAAUAUGUCAAAAACAUAGCCUUGUUCUCUUUUUGUUGUUUAACUUUUCAUGUGUCACCUAAAACAAGGGUACUGAAGCUUCUCGUUUAGUAUUUAAGGGUGUUAGUGGAUCAGUUUGACUCCCCUUGUGGCACACUGUACAUUCCAAGCAAUGUAAUGCUUUUCUGUUUAUAAAGUGGGAGAAUCUAUUUGAUGCAAGCAUUCUACCUCCUCAAACAGAGAAUAGCUGUAAAAUACUAUUGCAUAUAUUUUUUCACGCGGUGUGUAUAGAAAAUAUAACCACAUUACUGUAGAUCAGUAUUUUUUUCUCCAUAACAGCAUAUACAAAAUAUAUAAACAUAUAGUAAGAUACUAAUGUAUUUACUGUAUGUAUAUUUUAAAAUACAAUGUAAAGAAAACGGAAAAGGAAAUAAUGAAAUAAAACGC